This is a messenger RNA of Boleophthalmus pectinirostris (great blue-spotted mudskipper), 2804 nucleotides long. It is a transcript of the gene pcsk9, whose product is annotated as proprotein convertase subtilisin/kexin type 9. The coding region runs from base 149 to 2134 and encodes 661 amino acids. The record is from RefSeq and is a predicted model, not a curated record. The transcript is spliced from 12 exons. Gene Ontology annotation, molecular function: serine-type endopeptidase activity. Lineage: Eukaryota; Metazoa; Chordata; Actinopteri; Gobiiformes; Gobiidae. Gene Ontology annotation, biological process: proteolysis.
GGGUGCCUUUACAGGUCUCAUUCCACGCGCAGCUGCUAGACAAUCAAAACAUCUGAGUAACUGAGACUUAAUCACAAUUUCUUACAAGUGCGUCUUUUAUUAAAUUAGACUGUAAUAAAUAAUAAUAAUAAAGGGUUUAGUGAGAAAUAUGCGUCUCGCCUCCGUGUGGGUUGGACUGGCACUGUGCUUGUGCGCAUCUUUGGCCGUUAGCGCGCAGGACGACCCCGAGGACGAGGAGAUGAUCCUGGACCUAAUCCGAGAUGACGGGACUCAGACCGAGACCGGACCAGAACCAUCAGCCGAGUUCCUCAGGUGCAACAAGGCACCCUGGCGCAUGCCCGGUCAGUACCUGGUGAUCCUGCGCGAGGGGAGCCACGACUCUCACGUGCAGAGGACCAUCCGGAGGCUGAGAGCUAAAGCGGCCCGGAGAGGAUACCUGGUGGACAUCCAACAGACCUACUCAGGAGCUCUGCGUGGGUUCCUGGUCAAAAUGAGCAGCGACGUACUACACCUGGCUGUGAAGCUCCCCCAUGUCCACUACGUAGAGGAGGACUCAUCCAUCUUUGCUCAGAGCGCCCCCUGGAACCUGCAGAAGAUACUGCAGCCUUAUGGUGGUACCACUGAGAAUGGGACAUACAAGCCUCCCAACGAUGGCGGCCUGGCGCAGGUCUACCUCAUGGAUGGCAGUGUGCACACCUCCCACCGAGAGGUCGAAGGGCGUGUCCUGAUCACUGACUUUAACCAUGUCCCAGAGGAGGAUGGGGCCAGAGUCCACAGACAAGCCAGUCAGUGUGACAGCCAUGGGACUCACAUGGCAGGGGUCCUGAGUGGGGCCGACUCAGGAGUGGCCCGAGGAGCUGGAGUUAACCUGGUCCGAGUGCUCAACUGUCAGGGCAAAGGCACCGUGUCAGGAGCACUGGCAGGUUUGGAGUACAUUCGUGCCUCUUUGAUCACUCGACCUGUGGAUGCUGUAGUGGUCCUCCUGCCUUUUGUUGGUGGGUUCAGCCGAUCAUUAAACACAGUCUGUAGGGAGAUGGUGUCCAGUGGAGUGGUGCUCAUCGCUGCAGCAGGGAACUACAGAGAGGAUGCUUGUCUCUACUCUCCCGCUUCAGAGCCUGAGGUGAUCACUGUGGGGGCGGUGAACUCAGCGGACCAGCUCAUGUCUCAGGGAGCUGGGGGAACAAACUUCGGCCGCUGUGUGGACCUCUUUGCUCCUGGUGAUGACAUUGUCAGUGCCAGUAGUGACUGCAGCACCUGCUUUACCUCACGCAGUGGAACAUCUCAGGCUGCUGCCCAUGCUGCAGGCAUAGCUGCUGUGAUUCUGUCAGCCAAUCAGAAGGCCUCUCCUGUGCAGCUCCUCCACAGUCUGUUACACUAUUCAGUUAGUAACACCAUUAACCUCCUGUCUGUCCCUGAGCCUCAACAACUGUCCACACCAAACCUGAUCACAGCCAUGCCCCCUCUGUCUGCUACCUCAAAUGGGGAGCUGCUCUGUCGGUCGGUGUGGUCCGAGAAGUCAGAGGUCAGAGCCGUCAGUCGCUGUCGUCAUGGAGAGGAGAUGAUGGGCUGCAGCAGUUAUGCUCCUGAAGGCAGCCAUGUCGGAGAAACUAUUGAUGAAAGUAGUGGUCAGAUGGAGUGCGUUGCUUACAGUGGUCCUGGGGGUAAAGGGGUGUAUGCAGUGGCCCGGUGCUGUGUUAUUGCAGAUCUUCAGUGUCACAUUCACAGCAGCCGCAAACCAGGACAGGACGCAGAGUGUGAGAGGCCUGAGAGCCAUCUGACGGGCUGUACAUCUUGGUCCUCUGGUCACUUGACGGCUGGCUCUCAUCCACAUCACGGAGAGCGGAGACUCUGCUCUGUCCCUGAAGGCCUCAUGUCCACCGCCGUGUGCUGCCACGCCCCCUCUCUGGAGUGCCAAGUCCUAGAGCAGACAGCCACAGACGGAGAGCAGGUGGAGGUGUUGUGCCCGGCUGGAUGGACUCUGACAGACUGUAAUGCUGUUUCCCGCGGCUCCAUCUUUGGCCCAGUUGCCAAGGGUAACAGUUGCCAUGUUCACAGUGGCUCACGAGCGGGUGGGGCCGUGGGUAUCGCAGUUUGCUGUCACAUUAGAGAUGAUGGUCAGCCUGCUCUGCACUGAUGGAGUAUACUCCACAGCUGUUAGCAUGCAGUAUUUGAAAAGUGAAUAUUUAAUACUUUGUUUAUAUUACUGUACUUACCAUCAGCACAUGCCUUAGAGUUGUAUUUAAUUUACAAAUGAUAAGUCCUUCAUUAUGCUUCACUUUCUUCAUACAUUGGAGAAAUCUUGUAAAUUUAAGUUGCAGCCAUCUAAAAAUCGCCAAACCUUUUGCCUCAGUGCAUGAUUUUAUCUGGUGGUUAAAAAAAGCUUGGAAAAAAGUAUAAUAUAGGACUUAUAAGACAAUGUGUAUUCAUGCCCCAUGGAUAAGCCCUAGCAGGGGAUUACAAUACAGUAGGGAUAGGAUUUUAACAUGAGUUCUUUUAUAUUUCUUUUGUUAUUGAAGACGUGUCCACUUCUUCGAAUAUAUGAAUAAUUGAAAUGUAGCCUUCGUUUUACUGUGUCAAUUGUAUAAUAAGUGUUUUUAUGUGUAUUUGUUCAUCUUUUGUACAAAACUAUUAGUCAUAAUAAACACAUUUAGACACAUUUUGGUUAAUCGUGUACUAAAUAUGAAGCCCACACUUUUACAAAUGGCUCCAAAAGAUUCUUGCCACUGGGAGUAAAAUAUUGCCAUUACAGCAGACAUGUUUUUUGUGUUGUUUUUUGUUACCGGAGCGGAGUCGGCGCAGCUGGA